This is a messenger RNA of Penicillium salamii, 1026 nucleotides long. Lineage: Eukaryota; Fungi; Ascomycota; Eurotiomycetes; Eurotiales; Aspergillaceae. The record is from the annotation of a GenBank genome assembly.
AUGUAUUUCAUCAAAGAUACGAAAUCAUUGGGAAAUGGGCAUAUGGCCAAUUUUCUACCGUGUGGCUAUCCAGAGACCAGCUGUGAGCUACAAAAGGAUGUCACUUUGAAAAUUCUCAAAGCUGGCGCCUCGGAGAAUAGCCAAGAGCUUUCUAUCCACAAUGAACUAUCAUCGGCACAACCACACGCUGGCAAGGAGCAUGUUAUCCCGCUUCUGGACCAUUUUGAACACGAAGGCCCGAACGGCGUGCACCUUUGUCUUGUGUUUCCUUUAAUGAUGUCCGAUGGCGAGGCAAUGACCAUCCGCGGGAAGGGUCGCAAUGCAAGCUAUGUGCGGGCAGUAUCAAGACAAAUUAUCCUUGGCUUGGAUUUUCUUCACCAGAACAACAUGAUUCACGGUGAUUUGCAACCUGCGAACAUCUUAUUUACGGUAAAUGAAAUCCAGUGUCGGGACUUUUUGAUACAUCCGCAGUUCAGUCCCGUUCGUUGGCUUCCUGGAAUCACGCCAGACUCUAGUGCUCCGCGCUAUUUGAUGGUCUCCCAGCGGCCCCGUGGUAUGUUGGAUGAUGCAAGUGCUUCAUCUUUAAUGGUCAAAAUAGGAGAUUUGGGCGGAGCCAUCCGAACAAAUGAUUCUAAUUCUUCCCCCGUUACCCCUCUGGCGCUGAGAGCCCCCGAACUUAUCGAAGGGCAGGCGUGGGACGAGAAAAUUGAUAUUUGGGCAUUGGGAUGCUUGAUAUUUCAACUUGCAACGAACGAGCCACUUUUCCCUUUGAUGUCAUUCGGCUGUGGAGUGGAAGAAAUGCGAAAGGAUUUGAAAACUCUCAUUCAACAUGUCUUGGGUAGAGGCUACAAUAACUUUGCGAUCUAUGUUGGUGAAAGGUUGCCAUCUGAUUUUGGUUCGAAAGAUAUAGAAGCAUUUGCCUUGUUUCUGACUUCGAUGCUUGAACGAUCCCCGCAAAGCCGGGCUACGGCAGACGAUAACCGCCACCUGGUCAAGUUAUUAUAUCAGCAUAACUCCUUCCAUUAA